UUCCAGGGUCUUUAAUCCCAAAGAUGGCGGAUCAUAUAAUCGUACGACAGUUUGUCGUCACUCGGUUGGCAUCCAUGAGAACGUUCGAUUUCGCCGGUGGUGCAUUCUGGGAAAUAAAUAGAUUCAACGAAGCGCAUAUACUCGGCUUCCCGACGCAAGGACAGGCAAAAUGGCACCGAUAUGUAUGCAGGAACGACCUAUUCUCCAGUUCGGCAAGAGAAGACGUCUGGUGGCUUAUACAUAACCUAGCUGCCUCAUUAGGCGUCAACAAUGGCAUAACAAAUCAUCGAGAUUACCAUCUCAUCUACCUCCCUGCAUCCAACCGACCGACUGUCUGAGUAAUGCGUUUAUAAUUAUUUUAAAUCACAUUCUUUCGUCUCCUUCCCAUUCCAUUUAGUUUUCAAGGUUCCGCCAUCUUAGUGCACCACGUGACACCGCUGUGGGCUAUGAAUUGUAUAUUUAAAUUUUGGCGCCAAAUUUAAAAGCGCGUUCCGAAAUCU
Messenger RNA from Cephus cinctus (wheat stem sawfly), 500 nucleotides. RefSeq lists its product as uncharacterized. The transcript has 2 exons. Lineage: Eukaryota; Metazoa; Arthropoda; Insecta; Hymenoptera; Cephidae. The coding region runs from base 24 to 338 and encodes 104 amino acids. The record is from RefSeq and is a predicted model, not a curated record.